AGACUUGUGCUUGAAGCGUGCCAAGAAACAAGCUUGACAUGAGUAUCAGCACAAAUCCCGUCGGGAAAGUAUGGGUGGAGAACAUGUUUCUGUGGCUUGCCCCGCUCCUUCUCUUCAUCUAUAAGAUGCUGUACGAAUACCUUCCUCCUCCUGCCUUCAUCGCAUGCCUCGUAAUUCCCGCCUUAUACGUCUACCGCGUAACAAAGGAGCUCAGUCCCGUGGAAGCUGCUGAUGAGAUGAGCGCUAAGGAACGGAUGGCGGAAGAGAUGCUUGAGGAGCUCACGAAGGAGGAGGAGGUGAAUGAGAGUAAAAAGAAGAAAGAUAAAAACGAUGGGAAGCACAAGAAGAAGCUGCAAGGAGGAGGGGGAAAGUCUGCAACGAGCGCGGGCGGAACAUCGAAAGGAAAGCGUCAAUCUACCGGAGGAGAUGAAGAUGACGAGGAUGACAUGCUCACUCGCAUGGCCCAGCAACGGGCGAAGAAGGCAGUGAGAUAAUCGAGGCAACGAGCCGUUGCGGAUUCGCGAGGAAUCUCCAUGGAUCUUACCGCGUCGUUUCAAAUCUCACGCUGGCGGGUAGCAAACCAACGAUCUUUUCAAGUAGAUUAAAA
This is a messenger RNA of Nannochloropsis gaditana CCMP526, 607 nucleotides long. RefSeq lists its product as uncharacterized. Bases 39 to 494 code for a protein of 151 amino acids. The transcript has 3 exons. The record is from RefSeq and is a predicted model, not a curated record.